This is a messenger RNA of Aspergillus chevalieri, 2226 nucleotides long. RefSeq names its product Zn(II)2Cys6 transcription factor. The coding region runs from base 1 to 2226 and encodes 741 amino acids. Gene Ontology annotation, molecular function: transcription cis-regulatory region binding; DNA-binding transcription factor activity, RNA polymerase II-specific; zinc ion binding. Lineage: Eukaryota; Fungi; Ascomycota; Eurotiomycetes; Eurotiales; Aspergillaceae. The record is from RefSeq and is a predicted model, not a curated record. Gene Ontology annotation, cellular component: nucleus. The transcript is spliced from 5 exons. Gene Ontology annotation, biological process: positive regulation of transcription by RNA polymerase II.
AUGCCCCGUCCAAGAAGACCAGGCGCGCCGGAACCGAAGCGCAGGAGUCGAAAUGGCUGUUGGCCCUGCAAAGCCCGCAAGGUCAAAUGCGGCGAAGAAAAGCCCUCGUGUUUAAAUUGUCGGCGGCAGAAUGACCGAUGCGAUUAUAGUAUCAAGCUGAACUGGGAGGGAAGGACCAGGCGAAAAUCUUCGGUAGAACCUCCGAGUCCUUUGUGCAACGGCUACUCGACGCAUAUUUUCUCGUCUGUAUCACCUCCGGCAUUUCAGCAGUCACUUCCUAGUGUCUCGGAGGAUACCUCGACAGGGGCGGCGGAAAAUAUUCUCUUCUGGGAGCACAAACUGUCGCACACCAAUCCAGGAACUCAUCACAACAGAAAGCUUAGUGGGAGUGAGAGACCUCCCUCAAGUGUCCCGCAAUUUGAGCAGGCUGCUUUUGCGGGUGUGGAGUCGUCAGUAGAGGUUAAUGACCUGUUACAGGUACAAGAUGUGGCCAUCCCAUGGGCAGAGAAUUCACCACAUUCGUCUAGCAUCGUAUCCACACUGAACAGCACACCAUCUCUUGUGAAUCCUAUUGAGGAUGGCUCGUACGCUUCUCCAGCAGAAACGGACUCUGCGUUCGAUAGGAGGUUCUUCAAUAGAUCCAUGCAGAAUUCGUCGUUUCCUUAUGCCCAGCAGACCGGUCCGGCAUCAAACUCGCAGUCUCCAUCGGGAGACAUAUAUUACCCUGGCAUACCUAUUGACUCUCUACUAGACAAGCCGGAAGACGAGGAGGAUCGCUCACUUGAUCUUUCCACCUCCGAGAAAAGAUGGCGGACGUACCUGAGAACGGUCACGGACAACUAUGGCCUCGACUGCGGUCGCCCAGAUCUGGAUUUGAACAAGAACGAUGAUCAUGCAGCCAUUGAUGUGAACCGCGCACUGCAACUGAUUCAUCCGCAGUGGCAUUCUCAGCGGGGUAUUGAGCCUGAAUUCAGUUUCGCCAAGGAGUUGAAGUCAAAGAAUCGCACGUAUUACGUCUCACCAGUGCCCGUGGAUAUACCGCGAUACCUAUCACCGUUGCCGAUGAAUUUGUUGAAGAAUCCGAUCAACUUGAUGUACUUUCAUCAUUUUCUCAACCAUACGGCCAAGAUGCUCGUUCCACAUGACUGCGAAGACAAUCCGUUUGUUUCAGUUCUACCAUCUAUGGCUGUUGCGGACUCCAACCUCUUGAACUUGACACUGGCUUACUCCGCAAGUCACCGUGCGCGAUACCUAGGACAUGCAGAGCCUGCAGAUCGCAUUGCUGACUGGGUUAGUGAUGUAUUUCCAGCUUUGCGCUUUGCCUUGGAUAAUCCACACACAAGCAUUACCGACUCUCACCUGGCCACGGCUGUUAUGCUUCUUUCCUUGAAGAUUAUCUCUCCCAGCACGUUCGAAGUCCCGAUUCCAUGGCAGAGUCACCUUAGCCUCGCCCGUGGUCUUUUCCAGGCACACGCUGAGCAUAUGGCUUACCCAAGGAACCGCAUAGGAGCAUUUCUAGCACGGUGGCUGGGGUAUAUUGACAUUAUGGGAACUUUGUCGUGCCGCGACGGUGGUCCGCCCUUGGAUAUGUACUACUCGGUUAUGAAUGCUUGCUCUACAGGAGGAGAACAUGACGAGUUUUCUGUUGACUGCUUUACUGGAUUCAGUCCUCGAACAGGCGCAUGUUUGAUCCGGCUAGGGAAGCUAGUCCAUCGGUGUGAUAACGAAUGCUUCGAUGAGGCGGGCAUGUUUCGUCUGAACUGGACAGCAUCUGUGGACAUGAUUCUGGAGGCCAAAUCUUUGGUCAUGGAAUUUGAGGCUUUGCGGACACAGGUUCACGUUAAUGGCAAACAUUAUCGAGGAUCUCCCACAGACCUACUGUCCAUGGAUCGAGCAUUUUGCUGUUCUGCGUUGUUGCACCUUCAUCGUCGGAUCUUGGGUAGCUCCCUGUUCUCCGCUGCCGUCGACGAAGCGCAAGAUGGUCUCCUGAAAGCCCUGGCGCAGAUUGAGCCUGGAGGGUCUACGGAGGUAGGGGCGUUGUUUCCGCUCUUCACUGCUGGAUGCGAAGUGCAAGACACCAAGCAACGGACAGAGAUCCUGGAGCGGUUUGUUAUACUGGAAACAACGGGAAUGAAACAGAUACAAAAUGCGCGCAGGUUGAUGCAGCGAUGCUGGGACGAAGAAUUGCCAUGGAUUGCCCUGGCGAAAGGAGAGUUCCUUGGAUAG